Messenger RNA from Paraphaeosphaeria sporulosa, 1881 nucleotides. RefSeq names its product putative flavin-containing monooxygenase YUCCA3. The record is from RefSeq and is a predicted model, not a curated record. NCBI's taxonomy places the organism in Eukaryota, Fungi, Ascomycota, Dothideomycetes, Pleosporales, Didymosphaeriaceae. The transcript has 5 exons. The coding region runs from base 1 to 1881 and encodes 626 amino acids. Gene Ontology annotation, molecular function: NADP binding; flavin adenine dinucleotide binding; N,N-dimethylaniline monooxygenase activity.
AUGCUGGCCAAAUAUCCCCACGACGUAACCCUCCCCACCUUCACCAAGCACGACAUCAAAGCCCAAGCACCAGAACGCCGCGAAGCACGCAGUGUCGCUCAAGCCUGGCUCGACAAUUUCUUUUCUUUCUUAUCCAGCAAUAAUGUCUUAAUGCUUCCUGCCCUCCUCCAUGCUGACAGCUGGUGGCGCGACUUUCUCACACUGACCUGGGACCUCCGCACAAUCCGCUCUUUACCCAACAUAACAUCCUUCCUCAAUGACAAUCUAUCCAAGACUCAGUUUUCUUCAAUUCGCCUCGAAGAUGAGUCUCACCCUUUCGCACCUCAUUAUGAGACGCCACUUGAGGGUCUAGAGUGGAUUGUUUCACUCUUUCAUUUUGAGACCAAGAUUGGAAGGGGAAAGGGCGUGUUACGACUCGUACAAGGAGACGAUGGCACCUGGAAAGCUCAUUUUCUUAGUACGGCGCUACUGGAGUUGAAAGGACAUGAGGAGGCAACCGGCACGCGGAGAAAGCACGGAGGGAACAAUGCUUUGGACGGGACUUCGGGAGGCAUGAAGGGCGGCCUGAACUGGCAGGAGAAACGCGACAGGGAGAAAGAGUUUUCAGAUACAGAGCCGGACGUCUUUGUCGUUGGUGCGGGUCAAGCUGGCCUCAACGUCGCUGCUCGGCUCCAAGCACUCAAUAUGUCCGUCUUGGUCGUUGACAAGAAUGAGCGUGUAGGGGAUAAUUGGCGGCACCGGUACCGCACGCUUGUCACACAUGACCCGGUGCAGUACACCCACAUGGCAUACAUGCCCUUCCCCUCGGCCUGGCCGCUCUUCACCCCCAAGGACAAACUAGCAGACUGGUUUGAGAUCUACGCCUCCGCCCUAGAACUCAACGUUUGGACUUCGUCUACUAUAUCCUCCGCCUCCUACUCAGACGUAGAUGCAAAAUGGACUGUGAUCGUCACGCGAAGCGAUGGUAAAGAAAGAACCCUACGGCCCGCACAUGUUAUCUUCUGCACUGGACACUCCGGCGUGCCCCUCAUUCCUACGUUCCCAGGCCAGGACACGUUCAGAGGAACAGUAUAUCACGCAUCGCAGCACAAAGAUGCUUUGCAGCAUGCCGAGUCUCUCGCUGGCAAAAACGUCGUGGUUAAUCAAGGUAACUCCGGUCAUGACAUAGCACAAAAUUAUCACCUCGCUGGCGCCGCCUCAGUCACCAUGCUGCAGCGCCGCGGCACCUACGUGAUCCAAGCCUCGAAAGGCCUCUUCAUGCUGCACGAAGGCAUGUACGAGGAGAACGGCCCGCUGCUCGAAGACGCCGAUGUGUUUGCCAACUCCCUGCCCAACGCUGUGCAAUUCGCUCUCAACGUCGCCCUCACCAAGCGCAUCCGGGCCGCAGAAAAAGAGAACCUCGACGGCCUGUCCCGCGCUGGCUUCAACGUCGACUUUGGACACGACGGCUCCGGCAUCUACCGCAAGUACAUCACGCGCGGCGGCGGGUACUACAUCGACGUCGGCUGCAGCGCGCUCAUCAUCUCCGGCAAAAUACAAGUAGUUCAGUCCCCCAACGGCAUCGAAUGCUUCGAUGAAAAUGGCCUUGUCCUUGCGCCCGGAGCAAGCUCCACCAGUUCCACACACCUCCCCGCUGAUGUCGUCGUCCUCGCAACCGGCUACGCAAAUAUGCGCACCAGCGUGGCCGCGACCUUCGGCGAGGCCGAAGCCGCCCGCUGCAAAGACGUCUGGGAUCUAGAUGAAGAAGGGGAAGUCAAUGCCAUGUGGCGCCCGACAGGGCAUCCGGGGCUGUGGUUCAUGGGUGGGAACCUCGCGCUGUGCAGAGUCAUGAGUCGGUACCUUGCGCUACAGAUCAAGGCGCGGGGCGUGGGGCUGGUUUGA